AUGAUCUUCAACGACAGAGCACUGGAAGACAUCUCAAAUACACGUCUGCGAAACCUCAAGGAAAAGACUCUACGCUACAAGUUCCAAAUGAUACACAUCCCAGGGGUAAAGAAUCGUGCUACAGACUGCUUAUCGAGGCAUCCUAUCAACGAGCCUGUUAAACUUGUCUUACCUGAUGAUGUUGCGACGGUAGAUGCUGACUACUCUCAUGAAGUUUACAGUUCCUCAGUCCUAUCUGGUUUAAGAGCACAUGACUACGAGCCGCAGGAUACAGAAGAGUGUGUAGUGUCAGCUGCCACCACGUCCUUAAACACCCUUAGUGUAAAGUCAGUCACAUGGGAUAGAGUACGCGUUGCUACUACUAGUGAUACGGAUUUACUUACUCUGACUGAACUCAUUGAGUCUGGAAUGCCAGAAUUUCGCCACGAGAUGCCAGAAGCACUGACAGAUUUCUUCCAGUUUCGUAAUGAACUAUCCACGGUUGAUGGAGUCAUCAUGUACAAAGACCGUGUCGUUAUUCCAUACUCUCUCAGAGACGAGGUUCUGGAGGCCCUCCAUGCAGGCCAUCAAGGAGUUUCGUCCAUGAUUGCGAGAGCUGAAUCCUCAGUUUUUUGGCCAGGUAUCACACCUGCAAUUACUGCUCUUCGUGCCAGUUGCAAUCAAUGCAACCGUAGUGCUCCAUCGAACCCUUGUGCUCCUCCGAUCCCGCCUACAACCUCGGAAUAUCCAUUUCAGUGUUUGUGUGCCGACUACUUCACUUACAGAGGACACAAUUAUUUAGUAAUUGUGGAUCGGUAUUCCAACUGGCCCAUUGUUGAGAGGUCAUUCGGUGGUGCCGAGGGACUCGUCUCUUGUUUAAGGCAAGUAUUUGUUACGUAUGGUAUUCCUGACGAGCUUGCUUCAGACGGAGGUCCUCAAUUCACUGCUACUAUCACACGUCAGUUUUUACAAGACUGGGGUGUCCAUCAUCGCCUAUCUUUAGUGGCAUUCCCUCACAGCAACUGCAGAGCGGAGAUUGGUGUCAAGACAGUCAAGCGUCUUCUCAUGAAUAAUACCACAGAAUCUGGCAACAUCGACACAGAUGCAUUUCAGCGAGCAAUGUUACAAUAUCGCAAUACACCGGAUAGGGACACAAAACUAUCCCCAGCCAUGUGUAUCUUCGGCCGCCCUAUCAGAGACUUCAUUCCGAUUCCUCCAGGGAAAUACAAACCACACGCGACUUGGAACUCAACAGCCAUUGCCCGUGAAGAAGCACUAAGAAAUAGACAUAUGCGCUGUGCUGAACGACUGACUGAGCAUACUAAGAGACUACCACCCCUUGCAGUAGGGGAUCAUGUCCGGAUUCAAAAUCAAAUGGGUUCCCAUCCCCGGAAAUGGGACAAGACAGGCAUGGUCAUUGAGGUCCGCCAGUAUGAUCAAUAUGUUGUGAGAGUGGAUGGUUCCAGACGGGUUACACUGCGCAACAGAAAAUUUCUGCGUAAAUACUGCCCAGUACAACUUCCCACACACAGACUUACAAUUGAUGAUGACAUGGCGAUUCCAACAGCUGUUCGGAGCCCUACAGGAAACAUCCGUCUGCCUCCCAAGCCCGAGGAACCCAACUGUUCUGGUAGAUUUCAAACCCAAGCCGAAACUCAACCCAUAUCAACGCCUAUUAUACAAGAGCCAAUUCAGACACCUUCCGUGUCUAAGCCAGAUCAGAUGCCCAUCACGAACCUCCAGAAGUCGCCUGCAGCCCAGCAUACUCGGCGCCAAUUGACCUAUGGUAGUACACCCAUACCAGAUAACCACCUGAACACUAGUCCGUAUUCAACAUGUCAGGAGCAGGCCAUGCCGUCAACUGACCCGCCUUCAACACCUAGACGUUCUGGCAGGACAAGGCGUGCACCACAGUGGCAAACAGACUAUAUUAUGCCAUAG
This is a messenger RNA of Mya arenaria, 1920 nucleotides long. RefSeq lists its product as uncharacterized. The record is from RefSeq and is a predicted model, not a curated record. The transcript has a single exon. Gene Ontology annotation, molecular function: nucleic acid binding. Gene Ontology annotation, biological process: DNA integration. NCBI's taxonomy places the organism in Eukaryota, Metazoa, Mollusca, Bivalvia, Myida, Myidae. Bases 1 to 1920 code for a protein of 639 amino acids.